AUGGGGCCCGUCAAUCGAUGUCUGCCCGCUCUUAGGCGCAUCCGAGUCGCCAACAGAGCUUUCCAGCAGCCUGCACAUCUCCGCUCCGCAUAUCAGGCCUCGUCCAUUCGAUGUUAUGCCCAGGCCACGACGACCGCUUCCAAUGCCGAGCACGACCCUCCCGAGUCACGAUCUGGCGUCAGCAGCACCAAGGAGAUCAAGUACACCACCGACUCGUACCCACAGAUCAAACGAGAUUCCCGCUUCAAGGAGAUCAAUGCAGAUGAUGUCAAGUUCUUCAAGGAGGUGCUAGGCGCGGAUAAUGCUCUCAUCGAUGGAGUCACUCAGGACGCCACGAGUGAUCUGGAAGGCUACAAUGCAGACUGGAUGAGAAAGUACAGAGGCAAGACGAAGCUCGUGGUCAAGCCAGGAUCCACGGAAGAAGUCAGCAAGAUCCUCAAGUACUGCAACGACAACUUGAUAGCUGUGAAUCCUCAAGGCGGCAACACUGGACUGGUGGGAGGCUCGGUCCCCGUGUUCGACGAGAUCAUCAUUAACUUGGCUCGAAUGAACAGGAUUCGCGAGUUCGAUGAGGUGUCUGGCAUUCUUGUUGCCGAUGCUGGUGUUGUGCUGGAAGCUGCAGACAACCACCUUGCUGAGCAUGGGCAUAUUUUUCCUCUAGAUCUUGGUGCCAAAGGAACCUGCCAACUAGGGGGCAAUAUUGCAACAAAUGCAGGAGGUCUCCGUUUGCUGCGGUAUGGUAGCUUGCACGGCAAUGUACUUGGUCUGGAAGCCGUCUUGCCAGAUGGCACAAUCGUCGACGAUCUCGGAAAGUUGCGAAAGAACAACACUGGGUACGAUCUGAAGCAAUUGUUCAUUGGAGGCGAAGGCACCAUCGGCAUUGUCACAGCUGUUUCGAUCAUAACGCCACAGCGCUCGCCUGCUGUCAAUGUUGCCUAUUUCGGCCUGGAGUCAUACGAGAAAGUGCAGCAGGCUUACAAGGAGGCCAAGGGCUAUCUUCAAGAAAUUCUCUCUGCUUUCGAGCUCAUGGACGCUAACUCACAGAAAAUAUACACUCGCGCUACUGGUAACAAGCUCCCGCUGGACGGCGAGUACCCAUUCUACUGCCUGAUCGAGACGUCAGGAUCCAAUGCCGAGCACGAUCGCGAAAAGGUCGAGGCUUUCCUCGAACAUGUCAUGGGUGAGGAGAUUGUCGCAGACGGCAUCCUCGCAGAGAACGAGACACAGUCGCAGAACCUCUGGGCAUGUCGAGAAGGUGUCAGCGAAGCCUCUCAACAUUUUGGUGGUGUAUACAAGUACGAUCUGUCCAUACCUCUACCACAGCUGUACGAUCUUGUCUCCGAGGCAAGGCAGAAGUUUCUGGACAGUGGCCUGAUGGAUCCCGAAGAUGACAGCAAGCCUGUGCUGGACGUCAUUGGAUAUGGGCACAUGGGAGAUUCGAAUUUGCAUCUGAACGUAUGUACGAGGAGGUAUGACAAAGAGGUGGAGAAAGUGUUGGAACCAUGGGUAUUUGAGUGGAUUCAGCAGAGAGAAGGCAGUAUCUCUGCUGAGCAUGGGUUGGGUUUGGCGAAAAAGGAAGCCAUUGGCUACAGCAGGAGCGAGACCAUGAUCAAGCUGAUGAAGCAGAUUAAAAAUCUUUAUGACCCGAACGGCAUUAUGAACCCAUACAAGUACAUUUAG
Molecule: messenger RNA, 1680 nt
Organism: Sphaerulina musiva SO2202
Lineage: Eukaryota; Fungi; Ascomycota; Dothideomycetes; Mycosphaerellales; Mycosphaerellaceae
Product: D-lactate dehydrogenase 2 mitochondrial precursor
Exons: 2
Coding region: 1-1680 (559 amino acids)
Cellular component (GO): mitochondrion
Molecular function (GO): catalytic activity; FAD binding
Source: RefSeq, a predicted model, not a curated record